Molecule: messenger RNA, 270 nt
Organism: Cooperia oncophora
Lineage: Eukaryota; Metazoa; Nematoda; Chromadorea; Rhabditida; Trichostrongylidae
Source: the annotation of a GenBank genome assembly
AUGACUAACGACAAUGUGAUCAUAACCGCUGAAGAUGUGUGGAAGUUUCUGAACAUCUCUCUGCAGAGCUAUCCUAAUUCUUCUAUAUGGCCUGAACAGACUGGAACGGCGAAGGGGACGUUGGGAGAAUUCGCACCCAACUGGAGAAAAGAAAAAUCUUCAGCGCCUAUCGUGCCAGCUACUGGAAGAGAAAUCAACGUGAUUCAGGUCCCCUAUCUCAAACCUGCAAAGAAUUCAAGUUGCAACCCUGUAGAACACUAUAUCGCGUUG